CAAGCCACAUCUCAGUGAGGUGGCAUUUCGUUGUGGUCGUCCUGAGGUCAGUGGACAGCGUUUUGCCUUUGUUUGGAUUUCCACAUCUCGCCCGUCUCUGAGGUGGCUUCAGAGGACUUUCCAUCAUGUCGCACUUUGACGUGAGGGAGUUUGGAGUGGCUGCACCGUUUUUACGCAAAUCUGAUCUGGAGCUGCUGGCGGCGCACACAGUCCCUUUUGACGGUAAGAAGCGAGCUUGGAUCCCUGAUGAAAAAGAUGCAUAUAUUCAGAUUGAGAUCAAGGAGCGCAGCAGUGACAAAGUCAUUGUUGAGACCAAAGAUGGGAAGACCCUGACAGUGAAAGACUCAGACAUCCAGCAGAUGAAUCCUCCAAAGUAUGACAUGAUUGAAGACAUGGCCAUGCUGACACACCUCAAUGAGGCGUCUGUGCUUUAUAAUCUGCGCAGACGCUACUCUGCCUGGAUGAUCUAUACCUACUCUGGGCUGUUCUGUGUGACAGUGAACCCAUACAAGUGGCUACCUGUGUACACAGCUCCUGUGGUUUCAGCCUACAAAGGCAAGCGGCGCUCUGAGGUGCCGCCACACAUCUACUCCAUUGCAGACAACGCCUACAAUGAAAUGCUGCGCAAUCGGGAGAACCAGUCCAUGCUCAUCACCGGAGAAUCCGGUGCUGGCAAAACUGUCAACACGAAACGAGUCAUUCAGUAUUUUGCCAUUGUGGCAGCUCUGGGGGAAACACCGGCCAAAAAAGGACAAGGUCCUACCACUAAAACAGGGGGAACGCUGGAGGAUCAGAUCAUCGAGGCAAAUCCGGCCAUGGAGGCGUUUGGUAAUGCCAAAACACUGAGGAAUGACAACUCGUCCCGAUUUGGUAAGUUCAUCAGGAUCCAUUUUGGACGUACUGGAAAACUGGCUUCGGCUGAUAUAGACAUAUAUCUCCUGGAAAAAUCCAGAGUGAUUUUCCAGCAGCCCGGUGAGAGGAGCUACCACAUCUACUAUCAGAUCAUGUCGCAGAAGAAACCAGAACUGCUAGACAUGCUGCUGGUGUCCUCCAACCCGUACGACUACCACUUCUGCUCCCAGGGCGUGACCACUGUGGAGAGCAUGGAUGAUGGACAGGAACUGUUGGCCACUGAUCGUGCCAUGGACAUCCUGGGCUUCCUCCCUGAUGAGAAAUACGGCUGCUAUAAGAUAGUUGGAGGCAUCAUGCAUUUUGGCAACAUGAAGUUCAAACAGAAGCAGCGCGAGGAGCAGGCGGAGGCCGACGGCACAGAAAGUGUGGACAAGGCCUCGUAUCUGAUGGGAGUCAGUUCAGCCGACCUCAUCAAGGGCCUGCUUCACCCAAGGGUGAAGGUGGGGAACGAGUAUGUGGUCAAAGGACAGAAUGUGGAACAGGUUACCUAUGCUGUGGGAGCGCUGGCCAAAGCCACAUAUGACCGCAUGUUCAAGUGGCUGGUGGGCCGGAUAAACCGCACGCUGUACACCUCUCUGCCUCGCCAGUACUUCAUAGGAGUCCUGGACAUUGCUGGGUUUGAGAUAUUCGAACUCAACAGCUUCGAGCAGCUGUGCAUCAACUUCACAAAUGAGAAGCUGCAACAGUUUUUCAAUCACCACAUGUUCAUCCUGGAACAGGAGGAGUACAAGAGAGAAGGCAUCGAGUGGACCUUCAUUGACUUUGGGCUGGACCUUCAAGCCUGUAUUGAUCUCAUUGAAAAGCCACUGGGCAUAAUGUCCAUCCUUGAAGAGGAAUGCAUGUUCCCGAAGGCAACAGACAACAGCUUCAAAGCUAAGAUGUAUGAUAACCACCUCGGCAAGUCAUCUAAUUUCCAAAAACCACGACCAGACAAGAAGCGCAAAUAUGAGGCCCAUUUUGAGGUGGUGCAAUAUGCUGGAGUGGUACCAUAUAAUAUCUCUGGCUGGUUAGACAAAAACAAGGACCCGCUGAAUGAGACAGUGGUAGCAUGUUUCCAAAAGUCCUCCAACAAACUUCUGGCUUCUCUGUACGAAAAUUACAUUGCAUCAGACUCAGCAUCCGACACCAAGAUGGGUGGCAAGGAAAAGAGGAAGAAGGCAGCUUCUUUCCAGACUGUGUCUCAGCUUCACAAGGAAAAUCUGAAUAAGCUGAUGACCAACCUCCGCAGUACACAGCCCCACUUUGUUCGCUGCAUCAUCCCUAAUGAGACCAAGACUCCAGGGAUCAUGGACCCGUUUCUGGUGCUGCACCAGCUGCGCUGUAACGGUGUGCUGGAAGGCAUCAGGAUCUGCAGGAAGGGCUUCCCCAACCGAAUCCUUUAUGGCGAGUUCAGACAGCGCUACCGCAUCCUGAACCCACAUGCCAUCCCUGAUGAUAAGUUUAUGGACAGCAGGAAAGCUGCAGAGCAGCUGCUGGCCUCCCUGGAUGUCGACUGCAACCAGUUUAGAUUUGGACACACAAAGGUAUUCUUCAAGGUGGGCCUGCUGGGUCACCUGGAGGAGCUGAGGGAUGAGCGUCUGGCCAAAGUCCUGACGCUGCUGCAGGCGGCCGCUCGUGGUAAAAUAAUGAGGUUGGAGCUGCAGAAGAUGACGGAAAGGAGAGAGGCUCUGAUGAUCAUCCAGUGGAAUAUCCGUGCUUUCAACGCUGUCAAGCAUUGGCCUUGGAUGAAGCUCUUCUUUAAAAUAAAGCCUCUUCUGAAGAGCGCAGCGAGUGAGAAAGAGCUGAUCUCUCUGAAAGAGGAGGUGGCCAAGCUGAAGGAGGCUCUUGACAAAUCAGAGGUCAGGCGGAAAGAGCUGGAGGAGAAGCAGGUCAGCCUGAUCCAAGAGAAGAACGACCUCUCUCUGCAGCUGCAAGCAGAGCAGGACAAUCUUGCUGAUGCCGAGGACCGCUGCGACCUGCUCAUCAAAACUAAGAUCCAGCUGGAGACCAAAGUCAAGGAACUCAUGGAGAGGCUGGAGGACGAGGAGGAGAUGAGCGCUAAUGUGCUCGCUAAGAAGCGAAAGCUGGAAGAUGAGUGCGUUGAGCUGAAGAAAGACAUAGAUGACCUGGAGAUCACCCUGUCUAAAGUAGAAAAGGAGAAGCAUGCCACUGAGAACAAGGUGAAAAACCUGAUAGAAGAAAUGGCUGUUCUGGAUGAAACCAUAAUGAGGCUGACCAAGGAGAAGAAAGCUCUUCAGGAGGCUCACCAGCAGACUUUGGAUGACCUUCAAGCAGAGGAAGAUAAAGUCAACACUCUGACUAAAGCCAAGGUCAAGUUAGAGCAACAAGUAGAUGAUCUAGAGGGCUCCUUGGAACAAGAGAAAAAGCUGCGUAUGGACCUGGAAAGGGUUAAGCGUAAGCUGGAGGGAGAUCUGAAACUCUCCAUGGAGUCUCACAUGGACCUGGAGAAUGACAAGCAGCAACUCGAAGAGAAUCAGAAAAAGAAAGACUUUGAAAUGAACGAGAUGAGAACAAGGAUGGAAGAUGAGCAAGCUCUGGUCAACCAGCUUCAGAAGAAGAUUAAAGAACUGCAGGCUCGUACAGAGGAGCUGGAAGAAGAGCUGGAGGCUGACAGGGCCUGCAGGGUGAAGGUGGAGAAGCAGCGUGGCGAUGUGGCUCGUGAGCUGGAGGAACUGAGCGAGCGCCUGGAGGAGGCAGGUGGGGCCACGUCUGCUCAGAUUGAGAUCAACAAGAAGAGAGAGGUGGAUUUUCUGAAGCUGAGGCGAGAUCUGGAGGAGACCAUGAUGCACCACGAGGCCACCACCGCGGCUCUACGGAAGAAGCACGCCGACAGCAUUGCAGAGCUGAGUGAGCAGAUGGAUAGCCUGCAGAGAAUCAAACAGAAGCUGGAGAAGGAGAGGAGCGAGGCCAAGUUGGAGGCCGACGACCUAGCCUCCACUGUGGAACAGCUCUCCAAAGCCAAAGCUAAUUCAGAGAAGAUGUGCCGUCUCUAUGAAGACCAAAUGAAUGAGGCGAAAGCGAAGGCGGAGGAGCUCCAGAGGCAGCUAAAUGAAAACAACACACAAAGGGCUCGUGCACAGGCCGAGAGCGCUGAACUGGGCAGGAAGCUCGAGGAGCGGGAAGCCACCGUGUCCCAGCUCCAGCGCGCCAAGAACGCAUUCAGCCAGAACGUGGAGGAGCUCAAGAAGCAGCUGGAGGAGGAGAAUAAGGCCAAGACUGCCCUGGCUCACGCGCUGCAGUCGUCUCGACACGACUGCGACCUUCUGAGAGAGCAGUACGACGAAGAGCAGGAGGCCAAGGCUGAGCUGCAGAGAGCUCUGUCCAAGGCCAACGCUGAGGUGGCCCAGUGGAGGACCAAGUAUGAAACUGAUGCCAUCCAGAGGACGGAGGAGCUGGAGGAAGCCAAAAAGAAGUUGGUGGCCCGUCUCCAGGAGGCUGAAGAGACGGUGGAAGCUGCCAAUGCCAAGUGCUCCUCCCUGGAGAAGACUAAACAUCGACUCCAGACGGAGAUUGAGGACCUGGUCAUCGAUGUGGAGCGUGCAAAUGCUGCUGCUGCUGCUCUGGACAAAAAGCAGCGCAACUUUGACAAGGUGUUGGCCGAGGGGAGGCAGAAGUAUGAAGAGUGUCAGACAGAGCUGGAGACUUCUCAGAAAGAGUGUCGUGGCCUGAGCACAGAGCUCUUCAAACUGAAGAACUCCUAUGAAGAGACCCUGGAACAUCUGGAGACCAUUAAGAGGGAAAACAAAAACCUCCAAGAGGAGAUUGUUGACCUCUCUGAUCAAAUCAGUCAGGGAGCAAAAACCAUCCAUGAGCUGGAGAGGAUGAAGAAGGGCCUGGAGGUUGAAAAAAGUGAGAUUCAAGCUGCACUGGAGGAAGCCGAGGGCACUCUGGAACAUGAAGAGAGCAAAACUCUGCGAAUCCAGCUGGAGCUUAGUCAGAUCAAAGCUGAUGUUGACAGGAAGCUGGCAGAGAAGGAGGAGGAAAUCGACAACCUGCGCCGGAACCACCAACGAGCAUUGGAGUCAUUGCAGGCCACCUUGGAUGCUGAGGCAAAGUCGCACAACGAAGCAGUGCGUCUGAGGAAGAAGAUGGAGGGGGACCUGAAUGAGAUGGAGGUGCAGCUGAACCGUGCCAACAGGCAGGCUUCAGAGUCUCAGAAACUCCUGAGAAACCUCCAGGUCCAGAUCAAGGAUGUUCACCUGGAGCUGGAUGAGACUCUUCACCGUAAUGAGGAGCUGAAGGAGCAGAUGGUGGUGACAGAGCGCAGAAACAACCUUCUCAAUGCAGAGGUGGAGGAGCACAGGGCCCUUCUGGAGCAGAACGACCGUGCACGCAAGCUGGCUGAGCACGAGCUGCUGGAAGCUACUGAGAGAGUCAAUCUGUUGCACUCUCAGAACACUGGACUGAUCAACCAGAAGAAGAAGCUUGAGGGUGAUCUGUCCAUGCUGUCAAAUGAGGUGGAUGAUGCUGUGCAGGAGUGUCGCAAUGCUGAGGAGAAGGCCAAAAAGGCCAUCACUGAUGCAGCCAUGAUGGCAGAGGAGCUGAAGAAAGAGCUGGACACCAGUGCACAUCUGGAGAGGAUGAAGAAGAACAUGGAGCAGACGGUGAAGGACCUGCAGAUGCGCCUGGAUGAGGCUGAGCAGAUCGCUCUCAAGGGCGGCAAGAAGCAAGUCCAGAAGCUGGAGGCCAGAGUUAAAGAACUGGAAAAGGAGCUGGAAUCUGAGCAAAGUAAGAGCCAGGAGUACCAGAAGGGAGUUCGCAAGUAUGAGAGAAGAAUCAAGGAGCUCUCCUACCAGGCCGAGGAGGACAAGAAGAACCUGGUCCGCCUGCAAGACCUCAUUAACAAGCUGCAGGCUAAAGUAAAGAGUUACAAGAGGCAGGCUGAAGAAGCGGAGGAUCAGGCAAACAGCAACCUGGUCAAGUUCAGGAAACUCCAACAUGACCUGGACGAUGCCGAGGAAAGGGCUGAUGUGGCCGAAUCCCAGGUCAACAAGCUGCGGGUUCGAACCCGGGACCAAGGUGGCAAGCUUGCUGAGUGAUGCGAGGAGGAACGCCACGGCCAAACCUGUCACCGCCCGCCAGCUGCAACAGCUGUGCAUGACUGACACAUACAAA
Melanotaenia boesemani (Boeseman's rainbowfish) is the source of this 6027-nucleotide messenger RNA. It is a transcript of the gene myh7ba, whose product is annotated as myosin, heavy chain 7B, cardiac muscle, beta a. Gene Ontology annotation, molecular function: actin filament binding; ATP binding; cytoskeletal motor activity. Gene Ontology annotation, cellular component: myosin complex. Lineage: Eukaryota; Metazoa; Chordata; Actinopteri; Atheriniformes; Melanotaeniidae. The coding region runs from base 126 to 5951 and encodes 1941 amino acids. The record is from RefSeq and is a predicted model, not a curated record. The transcript has 44 exons.